CUCAUCUUCUAGAUAAACAAAAUCCCUAUCAGAAAACGCGUUAUUGCUCACCUAAACCUCCCUAAAUUACUUCCAAAUAAAAAAUCAAAUCCAAAACUUCCUUUUUCAUUCUACAGUUUCCUUUUGCUUUGACAAAUUUACACGCCAUCAUCCCCACCAUUUCCUUGAACUUUCCUCAUUCACAUUUUCCUUUUUUUUCUUUUGUAUAUAAACUUCCUCUUCUUCCUCUCCACUCAUUUGAUAAAUCUUUCUCAUACAUACCCAACAAAACCCAACAAUUUCUUACCCUUUUCCUUUACUUUACCCUUACUUUUUACAACAUAACCAAAUGGAGAACAAUAAUCAACAAUCUUUCUACCAAUUUAGUGAUCAACUUCGUGUUCAUACAUCAAAUUUAGCUAAUCUUUCCCUUAAUGAUUCCAUUUGGAGUGUUAAUUCAUACCCAUCAAAGAAAACAGAGAAUCGGAGAAAUUUUGAUAUUCGGGUCGGAGGAGAUAUCGGAAAUGGUAGUAUUGAAUCCAAGUUUAACAACAAUCCGGUACCAAACUCCGAUUUUAACAACUCAUUCAAUGAUGGGUGGAAAGUUGGAUCCGGGUUCGGGUCUGGGAUUAAUCUUAAUGGUGGAUUUAAUAAAGGGAUUUAUUCAAAGGGUGUUAAUCAGGAUAAUCAGUUUUUGAAGGGGUUUAAUGUUAAUAAUAAUAUUGGAUUGAAAGGGCAUAAAAAUGUGAAUUUAAAGGGGGAUGAUAAUGGGUUUGGAGGAAAAAGUGGAAAGAAGAAUAAGGAGGUGAAGAAGGAAAAUAAUAAUAAUAUUAGUAAUAAUAAUAAUAAAGAUAAUAAUAAUGGGGAUGGUAAAAAUGGGGUUGAUAAGAGGUUUAAGACUUUACCACCAUCUGAAGCACUUCCCAGAAAUGAAACUGUUGGUGGGUAUAUUUUUGUUUGUAACAAUGAUACCAUGGAGGAAAAUCUUAAGAGACAACUUUUUGGGUUGCCGCCACGUUACCGGGAUUCAGUGAGGCAGAUUACUCCUGGUCUACCCCUUUUUCUUUAUAACUACUCCACCCACCAGCUUCAUGGUAUAUAUGAGGCUGCCAGUUUUGGAGGAACUAACAUUGAUCCAUCCGCCUGGGAGGACAAAAAGAAUCCUGGUGAAUCGCGCUUCCCUGCUCAGGUGAAAGUCCAGACUCGAAAACUUUGUGAACCUUUAGACGAGGAUGCUUUCAGGCCAAUCCUUCAUCAUUACGAUGGUCCAAAGUUUCGCCUUGAGUUGAGUGUGCCAGAGGCACUUUCACUUCUGGAUAUUUUUGCCGAUAACAAUCAUGCUUGAGAAAAAUACAACCCGAGUUUAGCGGGUAUUCUUAUACAACACAGAUUAAACUUUUCUACAAGAUAUAACAUCGAAAGAGAGAUAAAUAGAGAGGUAGUAAGCAAGUACAUAUGUUUUUAAGCGUGAUGAAAGUUCGAAGACAAGGAAUGCAUACAAAGUAGCGAGAAUGUGUGAGUUUGUAAUAUAAGUAUAAUAGUACAUGGUUAAUGUCAUACAUUUUGUAAAAUGGGCAUAUAGAUGUCGUAUGUCGUACAUGGUUAAGGUGCGAGUUUGCUCGUAUAAUGUACGUACGAUCGGGCAAGAUAAAUAAGUAGUUUGCAUUAUAAGAGCUACAAAUAUGUGUUAUUUCCUGGUGCCAAGCUACCACAAAGGAGUGGAGUUGGUGCUGCUGUACUAACUUAUGCAUAUUUGAGGAUUAUAUGGUUGUUUAAAUUUGAUAUGUUUUAUCUA
Messenger RNA from Amaranthus tricolor (Joseph's coat), 1774 nucleotides. RefSeq names its product B2 protein. NCBI's taxonomy places the organism in Eukaryota, Viridiplantae, Streptophyta, Magnoliopsida, Caryophyllales, Amaranthaceae. Bases 329 to 1324 code for a protein of 331 amino acids. The transcript has 5 exons. The record is from RefSeq and is a predicted model, not a curated record. Gene Ontology annotation, biological process: response to endoplasmic reticulum stress.